UAUGGUGUCACAUAAUAACAUAUGUUAUUAAAAAUGUGGCGGCUUUCAACAAAUUUAACAAAAAUAAAUAAACCCAUAGUCGUAGGGGUCUUAACAAGAUUUUCGACUAUUCCACCGAAGCAAAGCAUUCUUAACAAUGUACGUUCUUGGUCAUCAUUGGAUGGGCCCAAUACAACCAUUAAGCCAAUCUUACGAAGAGCUGAAGAAACCAACAAAAAAAUAUCACCACUCGGAUGGUUUUUACUGCUUAUUCCAGCAACAACAUUCGCUUUGGGUUGCUGGCAAGUAAAAAGAAAAUCAUGGAAAGAACAACUUAUUAAGGAACUGGAUCAUCUUAAACAAAUACCGGCAGCACCUUUACCGGAUAACCUCUCAGAUGUAUCAAAGAUGGAAUAUCGUUUAGUAAAAGUAAGAGGAAAAUUUUUACAUGAAAAAGAAUUACUUAUGGGUCCUAGAUCGUUUAUACGCCCAGAUGGAGCAGAAACAGCUGGUGGACUAUUUUCACAACGUGACAGUGGAAAUGGUUAUUUAAUUAUAACACCUUUUAAGGUAUCCAAUAGAGAUGACAUUAUACUCGUAAAUCGAGGGUGGGUAUCACGAAAACAAGUUAAACCUACCACAAGGCCUGAGGGACAAAUUGAACAUGAAGUAGAAAUAACUGGUGUCGUACGUUGUGGCGAGAAGCGUGCACAGUUUACACCUGAACACAAAGGAGGUAUUUUCUUAUAUAGAGAUUUAGGUAAAAUGUGUGCAGCAACCGGUGCUGCACCAGUAUUCAUUGAUGCUACUUAUGCAUCAUCAGCUCCCGGAGGCCCAGUAGGUGGACAAACACGCGUUACAUUACGAAAUGAGCAUUUAUCAUAUUUGAUAACAUGGUAUUGUUUAUCAGUAGCAACUGGAUAUUUAUGGUAUCGUCAAAUAUUGAAAAGAAAACCAUUUUAAAAAAUAUAAGC
Teleopsis dalmanni is the source of this 953-nucleotide messenger RNA. It is a transcript of the gene Surf1, whose product is annotated as SURF1-like protein. NCBI's taxonomy places the organism in Eukaryota, Metazoa, Arthropoda, Insecta, Diptera, Diopsidae. Gene Ontology annotation, biological process: mitochondrial respiratory chain complex IV assembly. Bases 22 to 942 code for a protein of 306 amino acids. The transcript has 4 exons. Gene Ontology annotation, cellular component: mitochondrion; membrane. The record is from RefSeq and is a predicted model, not a curated record.